Sinocyclocheilus rhinocerous is the source of this 395-nucleotide messenger RNA. RefSeq names its product zinc-binding protein A33. The coding region runs from base 18 to 395 and encodes 125 amino acids. NCBI's taxonomy places the organism in Eukaryota, Metazoa, Chordata, Actinopteri, Cypriniformes, Cyprinidae. The transcript is spliced from 4 exons. The record is from RefSeq and is a predicted model, not a curated record.
AGAAGUUUCCAGUCUCAAUGGAAAGAGUCCAGAUCUCAUCACAGCCCGAUCCACAGAUGCCUUCUGGAGCUUUGAUUCAUGUGCCAUGUUACUUGGGCAACCUGCCCUUCAGAGUCUGGAAGAAGAUGCAGGACAUUGUCCAAAACACUCCUGUGAUUCUGGAUCCAAACACGGCUCAUCCAUCUCUCGUCCUGUCUGAUGAUCUGACCAGUGUGAGAUGGAGUAACAUCAGGCAAUUGCUUCCUGAUAUUCCAGAGAGAUUCAACAUCUAUCCCUGUGUUUUGGGUUCAGAGGGUUUUAACUCAGGAACGCACUGCUGGGAUGUGGAGGUUAAAGAGAGUUCAUCCUGGAGUGUUGGGAGUAACUACAGCAUCAAACCAAAGGGAGGUCCUUGA